Messenger RNA from Corythoichthys intestinalis (scribbled pipefish), 1580 nucleotides. It is a transcript of the gene pdap1a, whose product is annotated as pdgfa associated protein 1a. The transcript has 6 exons. The coding region runs from base 155 to 631 and encodes 158 amino acids. The record is from RefSeq and is a predicted model, not a curated record. NCBI's taxonomy places the organism in Eukaryota, Metazoa, Chordata, Actinopteri, Syngnathiformes, Syngnathidae. Gene Ontology annotation, cellular component: cytosol. Gene Ontology annotation, molecular function: RNA binding.
UACGCUUGCGCAGUGUGAAGAUAAUGCAUUUUCGCUUUAGCGUUUUAGCCGUAGUACGGGCUACUCAGUUUGUGUACAAACUACACUUUAACGUGUCGUCUAAAAUUUUAAACAGCGGAUUCAAGUUGCAUUGUUGUUGAAUUUGUUCUCCAUCAUGCCGAGAGGCGGGAAAAAGGGCCAUAAGGGCAGAGGGAAGCAAUUCAGCAAUCCCGAGGAAAUUGAUCGACAGAUGAAAGCCCAGAGAGAACUGGAAGCAAAUGCAGGUGUGGAAAAAGAAAGCGGUUCUGAGUCUGAAGAGGAGAGUAGCAGCGAGGAAGAGUCUGAGUCAAAGAAGAGGAGUGGCGUGGAGGGGCUAAUAGAAAUUAGUAAUCCCAACCGGAUUUCUCAGAAAAGCAAGAAAGUCACCGAAUUAGACGUCGACGCUCCUCGAGAGCUGUCUCGCAGAGAGAGGGAGGAAAUCGAGAAGCAGAAAUCCAAGGAACGCUACAUGAAGCUUCAUCUUGAAGGCAAGACGGAACAGGCCAGAGCGGACCUGGCCCGACUCGCCAUUAUCAAGAAACAGAGGGAGGAAGCCGCCAAAAAACGAGAUGAACUCAGGAAAGAUGCCGAGGAGGCCAAAGCAAAGCGUUAGUCUUCUCCGAAAGAACUUCAACAUGCACAUCGGUCUCAGAGGAACGAACACAUUGGAAAGCGUCAGAACACGGCCGUCCCAUCCAAGCGGAAGGGUGGCGUUCUCCGUGCAGAUAAAAUAACAGGUGAAAUCCAGGAAUGAAGAGAAACGCAACAUUUGGGAUCUUUUCCGCAGGUUUUCCAAGUGUUCACGACCGCUCUUUAUACUCUUAAGCCAUCUUCAUUAUUUUUUUUUAUGUUGCUCAUCAUUUGCAUUUCUUUUUAAUUCACGUUGUCGGGACUCAAAACAGCAGGGAGCCAACGCGAAGAAGUCUCGGCGCUUUCCGUUUUUCUUCCGCCUGACUCGCCAAUAAUCGAAGAAAAGGAUGCAUAUUUGGAAUAACGUGUUUUCAUUCGCUCAUGACAAGUUUAUAAAGUGGACAUUUCUUGUAAUGCCUAAAAGCAGAAGGACUAUUACUUGAACUACUUUUUGAUCAGCUGUGUUUGCUUGUUUUUUUUUUUGUUUUUUUUAAAUAUAUAAUUAUCGAAACACAUCUUUGUAAGCCUUGCAUCAAAGUGACCUUGUUGCGGUUCUGCUGGGAUUUUUCAGAUUUUUUUGUUUUGUUUUUUUUUGUUGCCUUCAUACUUUACCAAAUACCGCCUCACUGACUUUUUUAAUAUACAACAUUCCGCUUUAAAAAAAAAAAAAAUUGUUUUUUCAAACGCCAGACUUCCCUCACUUGUAUUUUCUCAUUUAACAAGGAAAAACAUCCAGCGCAAACAAUGUUUACAGAACACUAAUUGUUUGUUUUGGCUAUGUAAAAUCCAGUAUGGCACACUCAUAUUAAACAAAAAAAAUUACCAACUGUCUAGCUAAACAAGCUGCGGCAUAGAAACGAGUUCCUCAAGUUUUCCCUCAUGUGUUUGAAGUCAUUUAAUAAAGAAAUUGAUUCAUACCAUUGUAAACGUCA